Batrachochytrium dendrobatidis JAM81 is the source of this 771-nucleotide messenger RNA. Its product is annotated as oxygen-dependent protoporphyrinogen oxidase. The transcript is spliced from 3 exons. Lineage: Eukaryota; Fungi; Chytridiomycota; Chytridiomycetes; Rhizophydiales. The coding region runs from base 11 to 703 and encodes 230 amino acids. The record is from RefSeq and is a predicted model, not a curated record. Gene Ontology annotation, molecular function: oxidoreductase activity.
CUUGAUCGGCAUGAAAUAUGCUCAGACACACUCUCGUUUAUGUCGGUAUUAUUCUACAAACAGCUCCAAAUUAAACAAAGUCGUUAUAUGUGGUGGUGGUAUUGCUGGUCUUUCUGCAGCAUGGUUCUUGAAACAGUACCGUCCUCAUCUUGCUAUCACCGUGAUUGAACAGCAUUCCCAUCUAGGUGGAUGGGUGCACUCUAAUCGCCUGACUUCUGGAUAUGGACUGACUACCGAAUUGACUCGUGUUCAUCAUAAGCCUAUAAAGAAACCAUAUCCCGUCAUCAAGCAUCUGGUAGAGAUUGGUCCUCGCACUCUGCGUCCUAGCGGCAUUGUGGGUGCUUCUACUCUAGAAAUGAUUUAUAGCCUUGGGCUUUCAGACACCAUCAUGACUGUAUCCAAAACAUCCCCUGCCGCUAAAAACAGAUUCAUUUACUAUAAAAACGCUCUCAAUCAGCUCCCAGCUACCUUAUUUGGCAUGCUGACUUCAAAGCAACCCAUUCUUAAAGGCAUGCUGAAAUCCUUGAUUAAAGAACCUUUUCAGCCCAAAAGAUCUAUCCAAAAUACUCUAGAUUCCGUCAACGAUGAAACGAUCGAGUCCUUUGUGGUGCGUCGUCUUGAUCUACCAUCAACUUUCUUUGGGAAAUGGAGCAAUCUUUUGGAUCCAUCACAGCAGGUAUUCUUGCAAGUCUUGUUGGAUUGAAGCCAAAAACAACCAGCACAGACCUCAACGCGGAAGCGUUUAAAACUAUGCUUCAACAAAGCGAUGCU